CCCACAACCAAGAUGGCUGCGGAGAGGGCGGAAGUUUCCGCACUUGGGGCCUCCGAGGCCUCUCUUUCUCUCCUGGCGGACCCGCUCUCGAUGGCCGCAUGGGUCACGUGACGGGGGCGGGGGUGGCGGCGCGUUCUCCAAGGCUGCGAGGGAACCAGCGAGCAAGGCCGAGACGGGAGAGGGCUCGGCCUCGGGUGGGCGGCUGACAUGUCUCUCGAAGACCCGUUUUUUGUAGUCCGAGGCGAGGUGCAGAAGGCGGUGAACACGGCCCGCGGGCUGUACCAGCGCUGGUGCGAGCUCCUGCAGGAGAGCGCGGCGGUCGGGCGCGAGGAGCUCGACUGGACGACCAAUGAGCUGCGGAACGGCCUGCGCAGCAUCGAGUGGGACCUCGAGGACCUGGAGGAGACCAUCGGCAUAGUGGAAGCCAACCCAGGCAAGUUCAAGCUCCCGGCCGGAGACCUGCAGGAGAGAAAGGUGUUCGUGGAGAGGAUGCGGGAGGCGGUCCAGGAAAUGAAGGACCAUAUGGUCAGCCCGGCAGCUGUGGCCUUCAUGGAGAGGAAUACCAGAGAGAUGCUGACCGGCAAGCCAGCCACCCAGAAGUCCUCCAGUGACCUGCUGGCCGCCAGCGUGGUGUCGGCAGCCUCUCGAUACCUGGAGGAGCAGCAGGCCACGCAGCAGCUGAUCAUGGACCGACAAGAUCAACAGCUGGAGAUGGUGUCUGGGAGCAUCCGGGUUCUGAAACACAUGUCUGGCCGCGUCGGGGAGGAGCUGGACGAGCAGGGCGUCAUGCUGGACGCCUUUGCUCAUGAGAUGGACCACACCCAGUCCCGGAUGGACGGGGUCCUCAGGAAGAUGGCGAAAGUAUCCCACAUGACGAGUGACCGCCGACAGUGGUGUGCCAUUGUGGUACUGCUGGGGGUGCUUCUCCUCGUUCUCAUCCUGCUCUUCUCUCUCUGACCCAGGCCCUCCCCAGGGGGCUGGUCCCUCUAGCUGGGGGGCUGUCAGGACCCGGCCCUCUGGGAGGAGGGGUUUCUGUCUGGGGAGCUGUCCCAAGGCUAGCAUUCAGAGCCACUGGGACCCUCAGGGCCCUAGGCAGAGCCCCUACUGCUGGUCUUGCCUCAAGUGCGCUUAGGGGGUGGUGGCGGUAGGGGGACCUCAGACACACCUCUCCCCAUUUCUGCUUCGGGUGCCCCAAAGCCAUUCGCCUCUGUGCCUUCUCCAUGUGCCAACUUGGAAAUAAAAUCCCAGCCUUUUUUGUA
Ceratotherium simum simum (southern white rhinoceros) is the source of this 1259-nucleotide messenger RNA. It is a transcript of the gene STX10, whose product is annotated as syntaxin 10. Gene Ontology annotation, cellular component: membrane. The record is from RefSeq and is a predicted model, not a curated record. Gene Ontology annotation, biological process: Golgi vesicle transport. Lineage: Eukaryota; Metazoa; Chordata; Mammalia; Perissodactyla; Rhinocerotidae.